AUGACAAGGAGAUUUAAACUCCAGCUCUCUAUGCCUUCUUUUCGCUUUUGUCGAUCCAAAAAAGCUUCUUUUUUGCCUAAAAGUCCAAUGCCAAUUUCACUAUACAAAUUUUCCCAUGCCAAUGUUCUUGAUAAUUCCCCUGUUCCAGUACCUCCUUCAACCCCACAUCACCCUUACAUAUUCAGAAAAGCUCACAACUUGGCACAUAAAACGUACAAUUCGCCGAGUUCUGAAUAUUCUGAUCGUGACAAUAACAACAUGAGAAGGGGAGAAAGUAAAAAAAGUAGGUUGAAUAUGAGUUUUUCCUCUGUUGAUAGUUGCUGGUUCAGUUUCAGUAGUGAAUGUUGUGAUGAGAAGCCUAAUGAUGAAACUGAAAGCUUUAUUUCUUCUCCAAGUUUUGAAUCUUCAUUCGAUGUGGAUUGUUCGAUAGACCCUUUAACCGGGAGAAGUAGGAAAAAGACUAAUAACACGAAAGUAAGGAGGCUCAAACGUUACAUUUCGAAUAGUUUUAAAGAUUCUAUGAUGCCAUGUAUGGCUGAUGGGAAAGUGAAUGAGAGUUUUGCUAUAGUGAAAAAAUCAGCAGAUCCUUACGACGAUUUCAAGAAAUCGAUGAAGGAAAUGAUAAUGGAGAAAGAGAUGUUUGAAGCAGAGGAUUUGGAACAACUUUUGCUAUGUUUUCUUAGUCUUAAUUCAAGACACCAUCAUGCAAUUAUUGUGGAAGCUUUCACUGAGAUUUGGGAAGAGUUGUUUGGUAAAUCUUCAAAGUCUAUGGAUCUAAAACUUCCAACAUUUUAA
This is a messenger RNA of Solanum dulcamara, 795 nucleotides long. RefSeq names its product transcription repressor OFP7-like. The coding region runs from base 1 to 795 and encodes 264 amino acids. NCBI's taxonomy places the organism in Eukaryota, Viridiplantae, Streptophyta, Magnoliopsida, Solanales, Solanaceae. The record is from RefSeq and is a predicted model, not a curated record. The transcript has a single exon. Gene Ontology annotation, biological process: negative regulation of DNA-templated transcription.